Molecule: messenger RNA, 2451 nt
Organism: Arvicola amphibius (Eurasian water vole)
Lineage: Eukaryota; Metazoa; Chordata; Mammalia; Rodentia; Cricetidae
Gene: Nagpa
Product: N-acetylglucosamine-1-phosphodiester alpha-N-acetylglucosaminidase
Exons: 10
Coding region: 28-1581 (517 amino acids)
Source: RefSeq, a predicted model, not a curated record
CCCACGUGACCGGAGCCCCAAUCCAAUAUGGCGGCGCCCAGGAGGCGCGGGCUGCUCUUCCUGUCCUCGCUGCUCGGCUUGCUCGGAGUGGCGUGGUGCAGCCUGGGCUCGGGGCUUUCCCGCGACGAUGACCUGCUGCUGCCUUACCCACUCGCGCGCACACGUCCCUCGCGGGACUGCGCCCGGGUGCGCGCCGGCAGCCGCGAGCACGAGAGCUGGCCUCCGCCGCCCGCGACCCCUGACGAGAGCCACGGCGCGGCCGUACGCACUUUUGUGUCGCACUUCGGGGGCCGCGCGGUGGCCGGCCACCUGACACGGGUCGCCGCGCCUCUGAGCACUUUCUCGGUGCUGGAGCCCGGGGGACCCGGAGGCUGCGCGCAGAAGCGCCGCUCCACCGUGGAGGACACAGCCGUCCCGGCCGGUUGCCUCGUCGCCCAGAACGGUGGCUUCUUCCGCAUGGGCACCGGCGAGUGCUUGGGGAACGUGGUGAGCGACGGGCGGCUGGUGAGCAGUUCCGGGGGGCUGCAGAACGCGCAGUUCGGGAUCCGCCGCGACGGGACUUUGGUCACCGGAUACCUAUCUGAGGAGGAGGUCCUGGACACCGUGAAUCCAUUCGUGCAGCUGCUGAGUGGAGUUGUGUGGCUCGUCCGCAACGGAAGCAUCUACAUCAACGAGAGCCAAGCCAUCGAGUGUGAUGAGACGCAGGAGACAGGCUCUUUUAGUAAAUUUGUGAACGUGAUAUCGGCCAGGACAGCUGUGGGUCAUGACCGUAAGGGGCAGCUCGUACUCUUCCAUGCAGAUGGACAGACGGAGCAGCGUGGCAUCAACCUAUGGGAGAUGGCGGAGUUCCUGCUGAAACAAGAUGUGGUCAAUGCCAUCAACCUGGAUGGAGGUGGUUCUGCUACCUUUGUGCUCAACGGGAGCCUGGCCAGUUACCCUUCAGAUCACUGCCAGGACAACAUGUGGCGCUGUCCCCGCCGUGUGUCCACUGUGGUAUGUGUGCAUGAACCCCACUGCCAGCCGCCCAACUGCAGUGGCCACGGGACCUGUGUGGAUGGCCGCUGUGAAUGCACCAGCCGCUUCUGGCGGGGUGCCGCCUGCAACGAGCUAGACUGUGGCCCCUCCAACUGCAGCCAGCAUGGGCUGUGCACAGAGACUGGCUGCCGCUGUGAUGCCGGAUGGACGGGAUUCAACUGCAGUGAAGAGUGUCCUCUGGGCUGGUAUGGGCCAGGUUGCCAGAGUCCUUGCCAGUGUGAUCACCAGUGUCCCUGUGACCCCCAGACUGGCAACUGCAGCAUCUCGCAAGCAAAGCAGUGUCUCCAGUCAACGGAGGCCACACCAAGGGCAGGAGAGCUGGCCUUUUUCACCAGGACCACGUGGCUGGUACUUACCCUCAUCCUAGUUGUCCUGCUGCUGAUCAGCAUGGUAGUCAAUGUGAACUUGAUCCUGGGCUCCAAGGCAGAGCGGAACCGACACCUCGACGGGGACUAUGUGUACCACCCGCUGCAGGAGAUGAAUGGGGAGCUGCUGGCUGCAGAGAAGGAACAGACAGAAGACACCUGCAACCCCUUCAAGGACUGACAGAGACCUGGGCUGCCAGUGGCGUGCCCCCAGAUAACGCUGUCCCUGCUCCUCAGUUUUAUGGGGAAGGAUGUGAGGCCACUGGCAUGGAUGCUACACGCUCCACUCCUUGCCUGGCCGUGUCCCCACACUGUGGCCCAUGCCACCCCAGCAAUACGGAGCUCUGGAGAGCCUGCACCUGCUUCCCCGCCUGCCUGUGUCUGCUGCCCAGAGACCUGUCUCCCACAGAGGUCUCGCCACUGCCAAAGACUCUCAGGAGGCAACUAGCAAAUGAAAUUCUAUAGCCUAAUCAUGAUAAGAGUGGCCAACUCUCCUGGGCCACCUGCACAGGGGGGAGAGUAGAAAAACUUACCCCCCGCUCAGCCACGGUGUACCGCCUUUUAUGUAGCCUCAUUGCCGGACUGCCAACUAGAAUUCUGCAACCUGUCACAGGAAGCUCCUCAUAAGACGAUGGGGAGGAAGGAUGUCGCCAUGUUUACAGACUUUCUAUUUUUGUUCUGCGCCCUAAAGGAAUUUUCUAAUACUUGAAUAAAUUGGGAUACUAAAACAAGCCACCAGGUCUGAGCCCUGGGCAGGGGCUCUCAUGGGGGUCUGAGCCAUUCCCAGUGCCUUCUGUCAGCCAAUGCUACACAAAUGUGGCCAGGCACAAGGCCACGGGGACCAUGCUGAGCCCUGGUUCUGUGUUCCUGCAAGCUCCAAUCAGUGUUGUUGCUGCAGGCGAGGUUACACUUCGAAAGCAAGGAUUUGAUUGGCCCUAAGCGUUUUUCAAAGAGGGUUGUCCUAGUUUCUAUUGCUGUGAUGGAGCAUUACCCAGACAACUGUCAAAGAAAGCGUUUAAUCCGACUUGUGAUUUCAGAGUGGCAGAGUCCA